AUGUUCAACUCCAAGACAUGCCUGGCGGAAUACUCGGACACGUCGACCCUGUCUGCGAGGAUCAACCACCAUUGUCGUCUCCUGGCAACCAUCAAGACAGCGGCCAAGCCGCUGGCAGCCGCCAACUGGGGGGGGCUACACUCCUUCGCCGGAACCCCCAUGAGCGGUGGGGUCGGCCCCAGCAGCAACUCUGCUGUGCCAGGACAGCAGCCUUGCCCAGCCCAACCGUCGCAGGCGGUUCGUGGAGAAUUGACUGCAGGAGAGGGGGACAGUGGCGAGCGGGCAGGUCCUGUUGGCAGCGGCGGUGUUGCGGGCUCGCCGCCGCCGUAUGCACUAGCUGGUUUUCCUGCUAGAGCUGGAGCAGCGACGGCCAGCCCCUCUCUUGUCCCGACGGCUCUGACUGGACAACAACAAGAACGACAGCAGGAGCAGUUGCGAGGGGAGGAAGGCGGGAACGGCUGGAGUUCCCCCCGUAGCUCCCAUGGGCAGACCACCGAGGACGACAUGGACGACAUGGAAGACGACAGCGAUGACGGUGACGAGGACAAACCAGACGACGAGGUCGAAGUUGUAGCCUCUGCUGACCGGUCUCUGCAGAACCGGGACUUGGGUGGUCUUCCUGCUACUCCCAUGCAGGAGGAUGAAAGGCAGGAUGCGCAGCAGCAGCAGUUGGUGGAUGCGUUAGCGGCCGCGUCGUCGCUUGGUGACCGAACGCGCAAAGGAAACGACGGGAGCUUGCCCGACAAGGCUCCGCAGGUUGAUGAACUAUUAAUUCUGGAGGACGGGCAUGGGCACGAGAUGGGGAUGAAGAUGGUGCAACAACACCCAAAGGCGACAGAGGCGGAGGUGAAGCAGCAUGCGCUGCGGCUUCUUCAGUCCCGACUGCUGCUGCUGACGCACGCGUCGACUUGCUCGGAGGACAUCGGGGACUGCCGUCUGGCCCCGCUUUGCGACUCGGUGCAACAGCUGCUGCGGCACAUGCAGUCUUGCGGAAACAAGAAGUCUUGCGGGUUCCCCCACUGCAAGUCCUCUAAGGCCGUUCUCCACCACAAGCACAUGUGCACGGACUCGGCCUGCGGGCUGUGCGGCAGCGUGCGAGACCUGUCGCAGAAGUGCUUCUGGGCAAACGCAAGGCACAUGCACAAGCGUCGUCUGGAGGAGAGCCACGAGGAACGACGCAAGAAGCGUCAGAGUGAGGGCAAGACAGUCGCCCGGCCCCGCAAGAUACUGGCAGAGAAAGCCAAGGCAGGGAAGGAGUGCUGCUCUGGACUCGACGAACAAGGGAACGACCUGGGCGACAUUUCGCUGGGAUUUUUCCUCAGACAAGACAAGGCCGUCAAAGCACGGAAGAAGAUUAUCACAGCGGCUCAGGACAACGAUACCAACACCAACACCACCGCCACCGUCUACGCAUACACCGGCGGCAGCGGCUUGCUCCCUUGGGCUCUACAACAGCACGGCCAGGGACAGCUGCAGCGCGAGGCCGACCCUAGUACAAGCCCUUCCCCACCGGCCCGCGCCCAAGUCGGAAGCGAGCGAAGCCACGACCGCGGCACGAAGGGUCACGCCUCGGAGCUGGCGCCGUCGCAAGCUUGCGGCCAGCCGGCACAGACGUCCCCACCGCCGGCCCUUGCAUCUUCGCCGCGAUCCCCUCGGCUGGGACACCCGCGGUCCCUGUCGGUGUCGUGGUCGUCGCUGUCCUUAACGGCGUCUUCUCCGACACCGGCCGUGCUUACGGCGUCUCCAGGAGGUAUUGCUACGGCCACCGGCCGAGACGAGGUUGAUCAUGAUUCGGAGGACGUUUCCGGCGGGGGUUUCGAAGCGAGCUCCGUGGAGGCUUCCUCGGGGGGAGGGGACGGGGGACAGCGAGGCGAGAGGAAGGCGGCGGCGCGAGGCGGCGGAGGGCUGACGGUGGUGAUCCCUCCCGUCGGGUUGGGGGCUGUUGUGGGACACCUGCGGAGCCCCAGCGAGAUAAUGCUGGACGAUAUCGCGGAGUCCCUGGCGGAUACCACUCGAAAGCCUUCCUUCGCCAGGAUGCAGAGCGUUCAGGCCUUCCUCGACGACCAUGUCGAGCUUAGGGAGAGCGCCAGCUUCGGAGACGUUAGCGCGAUGGUGGAGCAGUGGAUGUCCCUCGAAGACACUGGCAAGAACACCAUGGACGCCGAUGCCGAUGCCGACAACAUGGACGAGAAUGGCAUGGGUGCCUUCAGCUUCUGA
Molecule: messenger RNA, 2217 nt
Organism: Ectocarpus siliculosus
Lineage: Eukaryota; Phaeophyceae; Ectocarpales; Ectocarpaceae
Source: the annotation of a GenBank genome assembly